AUGUUCAUCAACUUCAAAACAACCGUCACAUUGCUCAUAUUAGUCCAACAUCCAAUUUUCUGCACGGCAAAUUCAAAUUGUGCCGAAAUUAAAGGAACAGCUGUUGAAGCUGUGAUGAAAAAUGUGUGCAAACUUUGUUUCGAGAAAUUUCUGAUUCCAGUCGGAAAAUGCGAAGAAAACUGCUUUAAAACUGAAGUUUAUAAGAAUUGUCAUGAAAAAUUUUCGACGAAGAAAAAAGAAGAACAAAAAUGUGAUUGA
Molecule: messenger RNA, 258 nt
Organism: Caenorhabditis angaria
Lineage: Eukaryota; Metazoa; Nematoda; Chromadorea; Rhabditida; Rhabditidae
Source: the annotation of a GenBank genome assembly